Arachis ipaensis is the source of this 551-nucleotide messenger RNA. The record is from RefSeq and is a predicted model, not a curated record. Lineage: Eukaryota; Viridiplantae; Streptophyta; Magnoliopsida; Fabales; Fabaceae.
GCAUAUUUACCAAAUUACCACUGCUUCUUUGGCUUUCUUUUUCUCUGCGUCGUUGUGCAGAGAGAAAGCGAAACCCAAAAGAGAAGAGAAAAGCAGAGAAAUGACGAGCGAAGAGGAGAACGGAGAGUUCUACCUUCGAUAUUACGUGGGACACAAAGGGAAGUUCGGUCACGAGUUCUUGGAGUUCGAGUUCAGGCCAGAUGGCAAGCUCCGAUACGCCAACAACUCCAACUACAAAAACGACACCAUCAUCCGCAAGGAGGUUUACCUCACCCCUGCCGUUCUCCGCGAGUGCCGUCGUAUCAUCUCCGACAGCGAGAUCAUGAAGGAAGAUGAUAACAACUGGCCGGAACCUGACCGUGUUGGCAGGCAGGAGCUUGAGAUUGUGAUGGGAAACGAGCACAUCUCCUUCACAACCUCCAAGAUUGGGUCUCUGGUGGAUGUUCAGAGUAGUGCAGAUCCAGAAGGUCUUCGCAUCUUUUACUACCUUGUUCAGAGAGAAGAUCAUAUGAUCUCAUGUUUGAGUUGAAGGAAAAUAUGUUAAGUAACCA